CUUUAGUGAGGUAAUAACAAACAUGGCGGCGCUCGGUACAGCACGGUGCUUAUUCCGGAGCUACUCCCGGGUUAAAAAUGUGCAAAAAAGCAAACAAAUGCUGGUCAAAUGUGGAACCAGGACGCUUUGUAGUGGAACUCAAGAUAACGCCCUCUCAGACAGUGCAAAGCCCCACUUCACAGACCCGGCCGUCCAGGACAUCCUCAGCAGGAUAACGGGCCUGGACCUGGAGAAAGUGUUCCGACCCAUGAAACAGGAACUGAAGCCGCCCACAUAUAAACUCAUGACGGAUGAGCAACUGGAGCAGGCGAUGGAGUUAGCCGCAGAGCAAGCCAAGAAGCUGCUGAAAAUGCCGCCUGUUCUUCAGGAGAGGAAGCCCAUCGACGAUGUGCUGUCUGUGGACAAGAUCCUGGAUGGCAUGGACACAGCCAAACUUGUCUUCACAGACAUCACCUACAACAUCCCACACAGGGAGCGGUUCAUCGUUGUGAGGGAGCCUGAUGGGACUUUGAGAAAGGCAAACUGGGAUGAGAGGGACCGACUCAUUCAGGUCUACUUCCCCAAGGAGGGACGAAAACUCACAGCUCCUCUCAUCUUCAAGGAGGAGAACCUGAAGAUGGUGUUUUCCCAGGACCGCCACGAGGAUGUGUUGGACCUGUGUCUGGUCCAAUUUGAACCCGACUCCUCAGAGUACAUCAGGGUACAUACCGCUACCUAUGAAGACGUGGAGAAACACGGCAAAUACGAGCUUCUGCACUCCACCAGACAUUUUGGAGGCAUGGCGUGGUACCUGCUCAACGCUCGCAGGGUGGACGGACUCGUAGUGGACAUGCUGAAGAGAGAGCUGCUCCAGGAUGCAGUGAGCCUCGUGUCUCUGUUUCACAUGGUCCACCCCCGCAGUGAGUCAGCCCAGGAAGCAGCCAGCCAGCAAGCCACUGGCACCGACCUACUGAAGAUCUACGCUCAGAAGGAGUCCCAGAGGUCGGGGUACAUCGAGCUGGCCCUGCAGGCGCAUGAACAGGUGGAUGCUGGGAGCUCUGCUGCCUGACAAGCCCACUUCUAGAUAGUUAUAUACAAAUUUCUAUACACAACAUAAUGAGGAAUGACACCCAGAGAAAGACUGAAACACUUGUAAUAUAAAUAUACGACUUAACUUACUCACCGGUCGAGUUAAGGUUAAAAUCACAGCUCACUUCAUCGACCAUCUCGUCCUUGAGGUCCUCUGCUGGCUCCCCCAGGACCCUCCUCUUCCUCCUUCUCUGCAGGUGCUGCUGUUGAGUUAAACCCUCCGGCUCAGCCUGCAGACGAACAACAGAGUAACAUGCUCUCUGCCACAUAACUUAAGGAAUUAUCUUUACAACUGCAAACAAGAUGCACAAAGUUAGUCAUUUAUCUUUGGAGAGAAGUGUUGUCUCAACAUCAAACUUAAUGUGGGAAGUCAAAAGAUGUGCUGUACAUAAAAAAUAAAAGCCUUUGUACUUGUGUGA
Molecule: messenger RNA, 1487 nt
Organism: Notolabrus celidotus (New Zealand spotty)
Lineage: Eukaryota; Metazoa; Chordata; Actinopteri; Labriformes; Labridae
Gene: mrps22
Product: mitochondrial ribosomal protein S22
Exons: 8
Coding region: 23-1048 (341 amino acids)
Cellular component (GO): mitochondrial small ribosomal subunit
Molecular function (GO): structural constituent of ribosome
Source: RefSeq, a predicted model, not a curated record